AUGACUUCAACUCAAAACCCUCCUCAUUUUGUAUUGUUUCCGUUCAUGUCCAAAGGCCAUACAAUCCCGUUGCUCCACCUAUCCCAGCUUCUCGUCUCCCGCGGCGUUACACUCACCCUUUUCACCACAAAAGCCAACCGACAAUUCAUCGCCGACUUUCUCUACCGACAAGCAGAUUCAAUCUCCAUUGUUGACCUGCCAUUUCCUAACCAAGUUGAAGGAAUACCUCAAGGUAUAGAGAGCACCGACAAGCUCCCUUCUAUGUCCUGCUUCCCGCAAUUUGCCACUGCAACCAAGCUUAUGCAACCAUACUUUGAACAAGCACUCGAGAAAAUUCCCCAUGUGACCUGCAUCGUUUCUGAUGGGUUUCUGAGUUGGACUCUUGAAUCGGCAAAUAAGUUUGGGAUCCCUCGCCUCUCAUAUUUUGGCAUGAGCGGCUACUCCACCGCUGUAACUCAACAAGUGGCUGGAAACCGGUUGUUGUGUGGACCUGAGACCGAUGGCGACUUAAUCACCCCUCAGGACUUCGUAAUGGAAGCUACCAAAGCAAUGAUGAAUAGCUCUGGCCAGAUAAUGAACAGCUUCUACGAGCUAGAGCCACAGUUUUUAGACUACUUGAAUGGCGAGUCUAUGCCCAAAGCUUGGUGUGUCGGUCCCCUCUCCUUGGCUGUGACCGAUUCAUCGCCAAUCGUUGACCGGAAGCCUGAAUCAGAAUGGAUUCAGUGGCUAGAUCAAAAGCUAGCUCAGGGAUGCUCGGUUUUAUACGUAGCAUUCGGUUCUCAAGCAGAGAUAUCAUCGAAACAGUUGGAAGCAAUAUCAAAGGGUUUGGAAGAAUCCCAAGUGAGUUUCUUGUGGGUGGUGAGGAAGUAUGAGACUCAUGUUGUUGACGAGCUACACGAAAGAGUGGGAGAAAGAGGAAUGAUUGUACGAGAAUGGGUGGACCAACUGGAGAUUCUGAAGCACGAAAGCGUAAAAGGUUUUGUAAGCCACUGUGGUUGGAAUUCUGUGUUGGAGAGCAUAUGUUCAGAGGUGCCGAUACUAGCGUGGCCGAUGAUGGCUGAGCAACCUCUGAAUACAAGAAUGGUGGUGGAGGAGAUUAAGAUCGGUCUAAGAGUGGAGACAUGUGAUGGGUCACUGAAAGGGUUUGUAACAUCAGAAGGGUUAAAGAAAAUGGUGAAGGAGCUCAUGGAGGGUGAAAAGGGGAAAGAGAUAAGGAAAAAGGUGAAGGAGAUUGGUGAGGCUGCAAAGGAAGCAAUGGCGGAAGGUGGGUCAUCUUGGCAGACACUGAAUGAGCUCAUAGAUGAGUUACAGACUGUGAGAAACUCCAAAACAGGCGAUUUUCGUAGAUCGGCAGGAGAUACAACCUCUGCUACGGGCUACGGAGAGGCUAGAUUCCUAAAGGGUUCACUUUUAGCAUAA
This is a messenger RNA of Lactuca virosa, 1419 nucleotides long. NCBI's taxonomy places the organism in Eukaryota, Viridiplantae, Streptophyta, Magnoliopsida, Asterales, Asteraceae. The record is from the annotation of a GenBank genome assembly.